This is a messenger RNA of Drosophila bipectinata, 2084 nucleotides long. It is a transcript of the gene Nup75, whose product is annotated as nuclear pore complex protein Nup75. Gene Ontology annotation, molecular function: structural constituent of nuclear pore. Gene Ontology annotation, biological process: protein import into nucleus; mRNA export from nucleus; positive regulation of DNA-templated transcription. Lineage: Eukaryota; Metazoa; Arthropoda; Insecta; Diptera; Drosophilidae. The record is from RefSeq and is a predicted model, not a curated record. Gene Ontology annotation, cellular component: nuclear pore outer ring.
AUGACAGACAGCAACGUUCCCGCCUUCGAACUCGGCGACACCCUCGCCAUGCGUUGUGGAAACACUCUGACCGGAGUUUUUGUGCCUGGUUUCAAAAUCGCCCUUAGCGCUUACCGACAUGUUAAAUACAAUUCAAGAGACGCUCCAACCGAAACUGCCAACCUGGAUCCCGUCCUCAUCUACAUGGCCCACGAAACCACACUGUUUGAUGAGCCUAUUCUGAGGAGCCUUCUCGCCGAAUCAAACGCCACCUUCUCGACAGUGCAGCAACUGGGUCAGAAGGCAGCGCGAGCGGAGUACGUAAAUGUUUCGCGGGCAUACCGUAGCAUUGUACGCGCCUGCCUGGAGAAAUUGGAGCACGAGAAAAAGUCAGCGGAGGUGCAGACCGAUGAUCUGCGCCGGGAACGCAUUUCAGAGGCCAUGGUCGUCUUUUAUGCAGCAGAGUGUCUGUGGCAUCUGUUUGAAAUCCUCUACAUCCAACAGAGCCAGCUAGUGGUGCCCCAGCUGUUGGAAUGGGCGCGCUUCCAUUUCCCGCAAACAGAAGAAAAGGCCACAGAUCUGCUGCUGAUGGGCGAGGAGGCCAGUGAGUCCGAUGACUACUGGAAUGUGCUCAAGUCUCUCAUCAUGCUUGGUGAAAUAGACAUUACUCGCGCUAUUCUGUCCCAGAACCGCAAAGCCAGUCAACCUGCUUUCAAAACUGCAGAGCUGGCGUUAAAGUCGAUGCCUCUCUACCAGGAAGGAUACUCUUUACAAAAGUUUAACUCGCAAUGGGAGUACUGGCAUACGGACACAGAACGCAAGAUUCAGUCCAACAUAUUCGCUACGGAGCCAGAACUGGAGCAGAUAGUCCAGCUUGUUGUGGGCAACAACAAUCAAUGGGAUGCUGGGAUCAAGGACUCCCAAGACUGGUACCAAUACCUGCCAGGAUAUCUGCUCUACACAAAGCCCACCUGCAAGCCAUUCGAGCUCAGGAUAGCGUCUAGCAACUGGCUUAACCGCUGGUCUAUGCUCCGACCAGAAAUGAUAUUAAGCAGCAUGAGUCGCAUGGUCCUGCAGUUGAUGGAGCACGACGUUAGGUUAUUUAUCUAUGAGGCCCAAAAAAUAAGCGACACGCACUGGUUUUCUACCCAUUUGAUAGAUCUGAUCCACAAUUCGGGAAUACUCAAGAGUUACUUCGAUCAAAACAACGUUGAUCUUCCAGCACUACGGCAUUCUAUAAUUUAUGAGUACGGCACAUAUUUGAUGUCCACGAGGAAUCUAUGGCAUCUGGGAAUUGACUAUUUGGAUUAUUGCAAACAGGAAGGAAGGGCGGCUAUCGAGUUGCUCCUGCCAAGGAUUUCCAUUCGGACCGAGCGACAGGCCAACAAGCUAAUCAAUCUGGCCAAGCAGAGGGGACUCCUGACCGUGGAACAGGAUAUAUGCAAGGUCCUAUCAAAACGGGCCUAUGAUGCAGAGCGUUAUGGCAGCGCUCUCGAAUGGGCCAUUCGAUCGAAGGAUGUUCUGCUAGUCACGGCUGUCGCUGAUUUUAUAUUAAAGACUUAUUCAAGGACGGGAAAUAUGCUUUGUCCAGAUACGAUUGCCAAUGUUGGGGGCCGUAUGUUUGUGUCGCCACGUUUGGUUUUCCUCUCAAAGUACUUUGAAUUCUAUGAAUACUACCGUAAUCGUGACUUUCUCUCAGCCUCCGAAUUAUUAGUUAAUCUUUUGGAGUCAAAAAUAACGCCCGAAUAUUUCUGGCCCUCUUUGCUCAUCGAUGCCAUGCCUCUUCUCGAGUCAAAGGACCCGAAGAUCUUCUCCAAGGAAACCGUGGCAAUUCUGCACCAUAUUGAAACCGAACUUGUUCCCAUUAUUGAACGUAACACAGACAAGUUUGGCGAGCACCAUACAGAGAACGUUUUCAAGGACUAUCGGGUGGAGAAUGUUGACGAAAUCCUGAACCUCAUGCGGUUAGCCUGUGCCCGUAACCUGGCCAGGGCAAUGAUUAUUGAAAACACAAUGCCGUUGGAGUGAUUUUGAAUGCAUUUUUUAGUGUAAUUUAUUUUGUAUUUUUCGCUUUUCCAAUACAUCGUAAUUUGUUAUAGAUUUAA